AAAAGAAAGAAAAUACUCCGUAAAAUAAAAGAGAUUCUCUUCGAAGCUCUCUCUUAUCUCUGACAGUGUCUCCACCACCAUCUCCGAUUGUCUGAAAGCAACAGAGACAAAAUUCCUCAGUGCAAUAUCGGCGGCGAAAUCCCUCCUAUUUAAGCUCGCCGGUGAAAUCUAACCUGUUGAAGCUCGCUUAGAACUCCACCCCCAAUUUCUGACAGGUCACCGGGAUAAUUUAUUUGUUGCCACAGAUCCAUCCGACCAUCCCGCAUAUAUACGCAAUUCAUCUCGAAACAUACUGGAAACUAAUCUAAUAUACGCCAUAUGUGUACGCGGGAACGCACAGUGAAGACAGUGGAUUGAAGUGUAGACACAUGCAUUCACACACAGAGUUGUGUGAGUGCGUGUUUUAGGUAAAGAUGUCAGUGUACGAUGCGGCGUUUGUGAACAGUGAGCUCUCGAAGCCGACAUCGAUUUUCGGGCUGAAGCUAUGGGUAGUGAUUGGGAUCUUCGUGGGAACCGUUAUUGUUCUCAUUCUGUUCCUCCUCUCCCUCUGCAUCACGGCUGCGCGCCGCCGCACAUCCAAGGCUAAGCUCCUUUACCAGCAACGUAGCGCCGCCACUGUAGAUCGCACCCCUCCCGUUUCCAAGGAAAUCAAAGAGAUCGUUGGCCCUGACGUUGCCCUUGAUCACCGCCCCCUCGUUCAGGCAUUGCCAGAAAUUCAGAUUGACAUGGGAAAAGUAGAGCACCGAAUUGUGUUCUCUGAGAAGUUACCAGGGGCGUCAAGUGGGGAGAGCAGAGCCACUAGUGGGGCAGAAUCAGGAUCGAUAGGAGGCAGUGGAUCAUUGCCAGAAGUGUCCCAUUUGGGGUGGGGAAGGUGGUAUACACUUAGAGAGCUUGAGGCCGCCACCAAUGGAUUAUCAGAUGAGAACGUCAUUGGUGAAGGCGGGUAUGGGAUUGUCUAUCGAGGCGUUUUGUCUGACGGCACUAGAGUGGCGGUGAAGAAUCUAUUGAAUAACAAAGGUCAAGCUGAGAGAGAAUUUAAGGUAGAGGUGGAAGCUAUUGGGCGUGUAAGGCACAAAAAUCUUGUCAGGCUUCUUGGCUACUGUGUUGAAGGAGCUUAUAGGAUGCUGGUGUAUGAGUAUGUAGACAAUGGCAAUCUGGACCAGUGGCUUCAUGGAGAUGUUGGAGAAGUCAGCCCCUUGACUUGGGAUAUUCGUAUGAAUAUUAUAUUGGGAUGUGCAAAAGGUCUCGCUUAUCUACAUGAGGGACUUGAACCAAAAGUUGUGCAUAGGGAUGUUAAAUCCAGCAAUAUACUGCUCGAUCGGCAAUGGCAUACAAAGUUGUCGGACUUUGGGCUUGCUAAGCUAUUAAAUGCUGAGAGUUCUUAUGUGACAACUCGUGUGAUGGGAACGUUCGGAUAUGUUGCCCCAGAAUAUGCUUGCACUGGUAUGCUGAAUGAAAAAAGUGACAUUUAUAGCUUUGGCAUACUUAUCAUGGAGAUAAUUACUGGGAGAACCCCUGUUGAUCAUGGCCGUCCACAAGGAGAGGUUCACUUGGUGGAUUGGUUGAAGGCUAUGGUUGGCAAUAGAAAAUCAGAGGAAGUGGUGGACCCAAAACUGCCCGAAGUUCCUUCUUCUAAGGCACUUAAACGUGUUCUUUUGGUUGCUCUUCGUUGUGUUGAUCCCGAUGCUCAGAAGAGGCCCAAGAUGGGACAUAUUAUCCAUUCGCUUGAGGCUGAUGAUAUAUUGUUUCGUGAUGAUCGAAGAGUUGGAAGAGAAUCAUCAAAUUCCCACCGUGAUCACAAGGAACACAAUAACAUUGGUCCAAAAAUAGGCUCAAAACAUGGAGAUAUGGCUUCUGAUACCAGCGAAGGAGAUAGUAGUAGGAGGAGCCAUAACCAACCAUCCAGAAGGAGAUAACAUUAAAAUAUUGUCAUGCACAAUCCAAAACAAACAUUUGCCAAUUUGUUUAUUUAUGCCUGUUUAGUCCUUUUUGCCUUCUACCACAUGUUCACAUUGUUUGUUUUACUUUUAGGCUAUAUAUAUUUAUAUUUAUUUGUUGUUCACAACAGCUGUAUAUCUUCUCAUAAUAUUAUCACUCCUUAAUGUGUUAUUCUUAUAUACGCUGACAUCAUAUAACACUGAUUUAUUAUGGGUUUUCUUGGUA
This is a messenger RNA of Cuscuta europaea, 2163 nucleotides long. NCBI's taxonomy places the organism in Eukaryota, Viridiplantae, Streptophyta, Magnoliopsida, Solanales, Convolvulaceae. The record is from the annotation of a GenBank genome assembly.